AACGAGACACCUUGCACCAUAGACGGCUGCCUGCAACCUCCUGGUAUCUCUGUGAGCUGUCUCCCACACACGCCUUCCUAAGAUAUAAAAGUGGAUAGAGACACAGCCCUCUUCAGCACACAGAAUUCCUUGGAGCAGUGAAACCCCGGCGUGGGAUCCUCUGAGCCGCUCGGUGGGGAUUACCCAGAGGCUACGAAGAACCAGCUGCCAUACCCCAGCCAGCCGUUUACCCCGAGGGAAUUUCACCGACUCGUCGAACUAAGUCAACGGCAGAAGAAUGGGUUGUAAAUGCUGCAAGAAGAACAAGAAUAGCGAAGAGCUCACUGACGUCGAGAGGGCCAUCGAAAUCGUCAUCAACAACUUCCACUGUUAUGCUGUGAAGGGCCGGAAAGAGUGCCUCACCCCCAAUGAGCUAAAAGACCUGGUCGGGCAGAGACUGCCACAUUUAGCAAAGGGAAUGGGCACGUUGGACAGCAAAAUUGAAUGCCACGGAGAUGCAGAUGAUGCCAAACUGCAGUUCGGCGAGUACUGGGACAUCAUGGGAGACGCAGCCAAGGGCUGCAAAGGCCAAAAGAAGUAAGAAGACCAGAACCCAAAGGCCUAGGACCAUUUACACAGAAAGAACGAGAGACAGUCUGCCUUGAUGUUAAUGAGUUGUCAAUUCAGUGUUAAUAUUUUGGGGGUUCCCUCCCCAUUCCUCAGGCUCUGGAGUAUCAAAGAGCUUUUUUUCCUUCAAGUCAAGAAUCUUUCAGUUUUAUAGCCCAGGUUUUCUGGCUGGGUGAAAGCUCCCUUCUUCAAGAUUUUUUUUUUCUAGAGCACCACAGUCACUAGCUUUCUAGAAUGUUUGUAUUCUAGGUUAAUGACCACUCAACUCUAGAAUCUGGAGAUGGAGAGUUUGUUUAUGACACCACAUCUGGAACCAUAAAAUAUGAUUUUAGUAUGUAAAAAAUUCUGCUCAGAUCGUAAAUUUCUGGAUUGGUAUCCAAUGAUGUUUCAUUUGUUUUAGACUGUUUUAGAUAUUCUAUUUGAAAUUUACCAGUGUUUUACUUGAAACAAAUUUUGAACCUCUAGAUCCAUCAAGAGUUGGUUUCUUCAACUCUGGAUCUCAAACACCGCGACACUGUAUUUUCCUCCUUUCCAGACCUGGAAUCCAGAAUCCUAUAAUUAUUUGCUCCAGACUCUGGAAAUGUAAAAUAAUAAACAUUGAAAACCUUCAAAUC
Messenger RNA from Sphaerodactylus townsendi, 1220 nucleotides. RefSeq names its product protein S100-A14-like. The transcript is spliced from 4 exons. Lineage: Eukaryota; Metazoa; Chordata; Lepidosauria; Squamata; Sphaerodactylidae. Gene Ontology annotation, biological process: positive regulation of granulocyte chemotaxis; response to lipopolysaccharide; positive regulation of monocyte chemotaxis. The record is from RefSeq and is a predicted model, not a curated record. Gene Ontology annotation, molecular function: chemokine receptor binding. Gene Ontology annotation, cellular component: perinuclear region of cytoplasm. The coding region runs from base 278 to 580 and encodes 100 amino acids.